AUGUUCGCAGCAAUCCCACCAGCACAGCCCUACGCCUUCCAAGCGUCCUGCUCGCAUUAUACGCCAAUGCAUCCGUCUCCAUUGUCGCCGCGCAACUCGACGCAUGCCUCACCACGGCCAAUGAACGGGGUUUCCUCCGCAUCAACAGGAUCUACCGAACGUCGCGCAACAAGCAACACGGACCGAGCAGACUCGGCAUCAGCCCAAGCACACAACUUUUCCUUCUUUACAGAAAACACGGACUCUACCGCGACCGCGACCACAAAAUCAAGUCCUUUCUCCUCGCGCUCCCGUUCCUCGCCCACCUACGCACAGCGCUACGCAACCCUCUCCAACCCCCUCAACAAUGACUCCCGGACAUACGCCACCUCGACCUCGCCAUCCGCGCGCAACACACGAAGGACCGUCUUUCUCAAUCGAAUCAAGGCCGACCGCGACGGGGAGCGGUUUGAGAACCGCGGCGAGCAGCUGAUGAUGAUAGAACAUAUAGCGGAGCAAAAGCAGUGGGGGGAGCUGAUGCGAAGGCGGGCGGACGGGCUCAUGGAGGCGUAUCAGCUGAAUGAGGAUCUAGUGGAGGACAUGGAUGGUAUUGAUGAUGCGGAUGUGCGUGCUUUGGACGAGUAUGUCUCGGAAGAGCAGGCUAUGGAAACUGCGCUGUUGGAAACGGUGCAUGUGCCAUUCGGGAAGACGGGAAGAACGCACGAUGCGAGCUCCUCGUUCAGUGAUGAGGAGUACGAUGAUAUUUUCAUGGGUCUGGCUGAUCAAGUACCGCAGAGCCAGGAUAUGGAUAUGUCGAGUGGAUGA
Aspergillus viridinutans is the source of this 804-nucleotide messenger RNA. RefSeq lists its product as uncharacterized. The coding region runs from base 1 to 804 and encodes 267 amino acids. The record is from RefSeq and is a predicted model, not a curated record. The transcript is spliced from 2 exons. Lineage: Eukaryota; Fungi; Ascomycota; Eurotiomycetes; Eurotiales; Aspergillaceae.